This is a messenger RNA of Phyllostomus hastatus (greater spear-nosed bat), 435 nucleotides long. RefSeq names its product keratin-associated protein 4-12-like. Lineage: Eukaryota; Metazoa; Chordata; Mammalia; Chiroptera; Phyllostomidae. The transcript has a single exon. The record is from RefSeq and is a predicted model, not a curated record. The coding region runs from base 1 to 435 and encodes 144 amino acids. Gene Ontology annotation, cellular component: keratin filament.
AUGGUCAGCUCCUGUUGUGGAUCCGUCUGCUCCGGCCAGGGCUGUGGCCUAGGCUGCUGCCGCCCCAGCUGCUGCGUGUCCAGCUGCUGCCGCCCCACCUGCUGCAUUUCUAGCUGCUGCCGCCCCUCUUGCUGUGGCUCCAGCUGCUGCAGGCCCUCCUGCUGCAUUUCUAGCUGCUGCCGCCCCUCUUGCUGUGGCUCCAGCUGCUGUGGCUCCAGCUGCUGCCGCCCCUCCUGCUGCAUUUCUAGCUGCUGCCGCCCCUCUUGCUGUGGCUCCAGCUGCUGUGGUUCCAGCUGCUGCCGCCCCUGCUGCUGCCCCUCCUGCUGCCUCCGCCCACCCUGUGGCCAGGUGUGCUGCCACACCAACUGCUACCGCCCCACCUGUGUCAUCUCCACCUGCCCCCGCCCCAUGUGCUGCGCCGUCUCUGACUGCUGA